AUGGAUCAUGAGGACAAUGAGGUGAAGAAGCCUUUUGAAAUUGCAGGUAGAAGCUUAAUCGACUUGGUCUUCUCUUGGUCUCUUAGGAAUGUUCUCUUCAGAGAUCUUUACAAACACCAGGUGACCAAAAUUCCACAGACAUUUUCGACAGUGGCGAGUUACAUGAAGUCAUUCAUUCCUUCACUUAUUGAGGAAACACAUGCUGAUUUACUCUCAAACGUUACGGCAAUUUCGCAGGCACCUAUUUGUGAGAUUCUGACAGUUGAAACUUCUAAGCAUCAUAGGCCUCCCAAAGACUUGUUUUAUGAAAUUACAGUUGGGAAGAUGAUUACGACAGAAAGCAGUGCAGGAAAAUAUGAGCCAGCGGUUGGAGAUAUCUUUGCCUUGACAAAUAUUAGACCAAAAUGCAUUGAUGAUUUGAACAGGCCUCCAAAUUUCUAUCUUAUUGCAUAUGUUCUCGGAUCGAAAAAUGAAAGCUCAGACAAUCUCCAGAUACUCUCAUCAAAGCCUAUCAGUGGGGAAGGAUACAAAAAAAUAAAGAGCAGGAAAGAAACACUGUUUGCUGUCUAUCUGACGAACAUGACCACAAAUGUUCGUGUAUGGAAAGCGUUGAACUCAGAAGAGACAAACACCAAUAUCAUUAAGAAUGUGCUGCAAGGGGAGAAUUCUUGCGCAGUCUGUUUUUCCGAAGACAUGUGCUCCCCUGACCUUUCUACAAGAUGGCCCACAGUGUGCUCUGAUCUAAAUGAUUCCCAAAAGGCUGCAGUUUUAAACUGUAUCAGUUUGAGUAAGUGUCAUCACCAUAAUUCUGUAAAACUAAUAUGGGGUCCUCCUGGAACUGGAAAGACCAAGACAGUCGGUACGACACUCUUUGUCCUCUUUAAGUUGAACUGCAGAACACUAACAUGUGCGCCAACCAAUAUUGCCGUGUUAGAAGUUACGGCACGACUCUUGAGGUUGGUUAAUCAGACUCUUGAAUAUGGAAAGUAUGGACUAGGAGAUAUAAUUCUAUUUGGGAAUGUGGAGCGGAUGAAGAUCGAUAAUUAUAAUGACCUUUUUGAGGUAUUUCUUGAUAGUCGUAUUAGUAUUCUGUCCAAGUGUCUUGCCCCUUUGUCUGGUUGGAAACAUUGUUUAGAAUCCAUGAUAGGUUCACUUGAGGAUCCAGAGCAACUCUAUUCCUUGUAUUUAAAGGAAAAGAGGGAACAGCACAAAAAGAAUGACGAGCACGAUGAAGAAACUGAUAAUAGCAGCUCAACAAGUGAUGAUGAGAGUGAUCUUUUGACGUUUGAGGAGUUUGUGAAGAAAAAAUUUGAUUACUUUAGUGAGCAUCUGAAAACUUGUAUGGUAAACUUGUACACCCACUUGCCAACAUCUUGCAUUUCACUUGAGGUGGUGAAGGAUAUGAUUAGAGUUUCGGAUUUGCUUAAGUUGAUUAAAUCUAUAUUGCAUCGGGACGGUGUUGCUAAUGAAAGGUUACAAUCACUUCAAAAAGAUUGCGCACAAAUUCUUAAGUCGCUUCGUGAAUUUUCUGUUCCAAAUUCAAAUGAUGGACAAACAAUAAGAAAUUUGUGCUUGGCAAAUGCUUGUUUAAUAUUUUGUACUGCGUCAAGCUCUGCAAAAUUGCACACUGAAGGAAUGGCACCUCUGGAAAUGUUAGUGGUUGAUGAAGCAGCUCAGCUGAAAGAAUGUGAAUCAGCAAUUCCCUUACAACUACCUGGUCUUCGCCAUGCUAUUCUCAUAGGAGAUGAGAUGCAACUCCCUGCUAUGGUUAAAAGCAAGCUCUCCGAGAAUGCUGAAUUUGGAAGAAGUUUGUUCGAAAGACUUGUACUGUUAGGCCACGAGAAGCUCCUUCUUAAUGUCCAGUAUAGGAUGCAUCCAUCGAUCAGCAGGUUUCCGAAACAGGAGUUCUACAACAAUCAGAUAUUAGAUGGUCCAAAUGUCAGUGAAGUAAGCUAUGAGAAGUCCUUCAUUGAGGGCAGAAUGUACGGUCCGUACUCCUUUAUAAAUGUAGCCAAUGGAAAAGAAGAAUUUGAUCGCGGGCAUAGUCUGAAAAACAUGGUUGAGGUUGCUGUUGUAUAUGAGAUAGUUUCAUGCCUUUACAAAGGUAAUUACUGUCCUAAGCUAAAGAAGGUUAGUGUUGGGGUAAUAUCACCUUACAAGGCUCAAGUUAAUGCAAUUCAAUUGAGAGUCAGAAACUACAGUGAAGUUUCUGGCAAAGAUUUCUCUGUAAGUGUGCGAUCUGUUGACGGAUUCCAAGGUGGUGAAGAGGAUGUGAUAAUUAUCUCCACUGUCAGAUGUAAUGGGAAUGGAUCUGUAGGUUUCCUCUCCAAUCGUCAACGAGCAAAUGUGGUUCUAACUCGUGCCAGGCAUUGCCUUUGGAUAUUGGGGAACGAAGCGACAUUGACUAACAGUAACUCAAUUUGGAAGAAUCUAAUUCUUGAUACGAAGAAACGCAAUUGUUUCUAUAAUGCUGAUGAGGACAAUAACUUAGCUCAGGCUAUUGCAGCAGCCCUUCUAGAGCAUAACCAACUACAUACUCUGCUUGAUGCUGAUUCUCUGCUGUUCAAAAAUGCAAAAUGGAAGGUUUGGUUCGCCAACGAAUUUAGGAAUUCAAUAGCAGAAAUUAAAGACACCGAGAUUCGACAGGACGUAAUUUCUUUAAUAAAAAAACUUUCUAAUGGUUGGCGCCAAUCUCAGAAUGAUAAAGUGAUUAUAGGCCAUGGUGGGACUUCUGCUGAAUUGCUAGAGACGUAUGAAGUCAAUGAGCUGCUGUAUCUCAUCUGGAGCGUAGAAAUUCACAAGCAGAACUCAGAUUUUGUCCAGGUUAUGAAGAUUUGGGACAUUGUCCCACUUUCUGAAAUUCCUAAACUUACACAGCGCCUUGACAUUAUCUUUGGGAAUUAUACCGUCGAUAAGAUGAACCGUUGCAAACACAGAUGUUUUGAUGGGGUCACUGUUGUUCCGAAUAGAUGGCCAGCAGAUUCGAGCAGCUGUGACGAAGCUGAUCCAACAGAGUUCCUUUUGAAACCAUUUUCUUCACUCAGUCUGAGAGAUAGGCCAUCAUCAAGUUCAUCUUUUAGAAAGAAUUUUAUGUCCAGAAUGAGAGGAACCACGCACACCGGAUCGAGGCCAAGAUGGUAGUUAAUGUUGCUUAUAUAAUGACACUGUGUGCAGCAGCAGCAGCAUCAGCAGGGG
This is a messenger RNA of Prunus mume (Japanese apricot), 3195 nucleotides long. NCBI's taxonomy places the organism in Eukaryota, Viridiplantae, Streptophyta, Magnoliopsida, Rosales, Rosaceae. The record is from RefSeq and is a predicted model, not a curated record.